UCCGAAGAAAAACUAAUAAUAAUAACUAAAAAAAAAGGAUUGAAGGACGAAAAUGGUGUAAUUGAAAAUAUAAAGAGAGUAAAAGUGUAGGUGGAUGAAAAUAGUAGAGAGAAUUAAAGGUCAACGCAAUAUAAUAAAGAAGAGAAGAAGUGGAUAAGGAUGAAUGAUGAAGGCAGCAGAUCCGUAGUGAUGGGAGGCAUUGAUGAUGAAUCGAAGAAUUUGGAAUUAGAAGAUGAAGAAGAUAGCUUCUCACAUGCUGUACAGCUGAGCAACUCUAUUGUUCUUUCAAUGGCACUUCAAUCAGCAACUGAACUCGGUGUAUUUGAUGUCUUGCGUAAAGCCGGUACUACUGCUCAACUCUCCGCCCAAGAUAUUGCUUCCCUUAUUUCAUGCAACAAUAAUAAUCCUGAACAAUCCCCUCAAAUGUUAGAUCGAAUUCUUUUUCUUCUUUCUUCCCACUCUCUCCUCAAAUGUUCUCUCCUUCAAGAUCAACAUAUUCUUGGAUCCUAUCACCGACUAUACACCAUCACUCCUGUUGCCAAAUUCUUUGCUUCUAAUUCCGAUGGCGUUUCAUUAGCUCCCUUGUUGGCAUUGCAUCAUCAUCAAAUCUUCUUAGAUAGCUGGUCUCAGCUUAAAGAUUCUAUUCGGGAAGGGGGUAUUCCUUUCAACAGGGUUCAUGGCACACACGCCUUUGAUUAUCCCAGCCUCGACUCCAGGUUCAAUCAUGUUUUCAAUACUGCCAUGAUCAAUUACACCACUAUUGUUAUGAACAAGCUCCUUCAAUGUUACAAAGGUUUUGAUGAGGUUAAAAGCCUUCUUGAUGUUGGUGGCGGUCUUGGGAUCACCAUUAACAUGAUCACCUCUAAAUACCCUCAUAUACAGGGUAUCAAUUUCGACUUACCUCGUGUUAUAGAACAUGCUCCUUCCUAUCCUGGAGUGGAACACGUUGGUGGAGAUAUGUUUGAAACUGUGCCUAAAGCAGAUGCCAUCUUUAUGAAGUGGAUACUUCAUGAUUGGAGUGAUGAGAAGUGCUUAAAGCUUUUGAAGAAUUGCUAUAAUGCUAUUCCUGAUGAUGGAAAGGUGAUUAUUUUGGAGACAGUUCUUUCUAUUAUACCUGAGAAUAAUGCUGCUUGGAAGUUUGCAUCACAAUCAGAUGUUCUGAUGAUGACUCAAAAUCCAGGAGGGAAAGAGCGAACUGAGCAAGAAUUUAUGGAUUUGGCAACUGGAGCUGGAUUUUGCGGUAUUAGAUAUGAAUGCUAUGUUCGUACUUUUUGGGUUAUGGAGUUCUUCAAGUAGAUAAUACAAUGUCCUCCUGGGUUUUGUUCGUUGCAAUUUUAUUUUAUUUUUUUCAUAACUUGCUCGCUGAGGAAUUGACAAAACAAUUGAAGUGUGUAUUACAUUUAUUAAUUAUUAUUAAUUUCAGUUUAUUUAUAAUUACCCCAAUCA
Cicer arietinum (chickpea) is the source of this 1446-nucleotide messenger RNA. NCBI's taxonomy places the organism in Eukaryota, Viridiplantae, Streptophyta, Magnoliopsida, Fabales, Fabaceae. The record is from RefSeq and is a predicted model, not a curated record.